Molecule: messenger RNA, 2102 nt
Organism: Lingula anatina
Lineage: Eukaryota; Metazoa; Brachiopoda; Lingulata; Lingulida; Lingulidae
Product: MTOR-associated protein MEAK7
Biological process (GO): response to oxidative stress; TOR signaling
Cellular component (GO): nucleus
Source: RefSeq, a predicted model, not a curated record
AACAUUCAUGUGAUAUUCUACAAGUAAACACACAAGCAUGGGCAUUGCGGAGAGUAAAAGCGAAGAGCUGAAAGUCUCUCUCAAUCUUUUUACAGCUUAUGAGAAAGAGCAAAUCAAGAAGAUAUUCGCUGAGAUAUCAGGAGGAACAGAACACUUUAAUGAACAGCAACUAAAGAAAUAUCUAAGCAGGUACCUACCAGAUAUUCUGAUCACUCGACUGUACAAAGCAAUCUCUGAGCUCCGACAUCAUAAGCAUGCAAAACAUGACCACAUAUCCCAUGAUACAUUUGUUGUGGCAAUGGCACACUUACUGAAGAGCACUAUUACCCAGAGGAGCCGUAUCGUUCAUUGUUUGGCAUCUGAUGAGGCAGGAGACAUGACAGCACAGCAGCUGGUCAGUUUCAACCUGAUGCUGGUGGAGGCAUAUAUGAAGAUUGCUGAGGAAAGCCCUCAGUGUAAAACCUGGAAGAUCUCUACUUCAGAGGAAGCUAAUCUCAAGCUGGCCAAGGCUCUUCUCAGGUCAACAUUUAAUAAAGAGCUGGAGGCCAAGCCAGUUGUUCAGACAUUUGAAAGUGCAGCCACAGUGAAAGUGGAGGGCUCUGCCAUGGAUCUAGUACCUGAGGGGGUGACGUAUACGGAGGGUGACAUAGAGACCUGGUUGUCCACUGCUGCCCUGUUCCUACACAUUAUGGAUCACGUCAUGUACACCUGCUUCACUGUCUCAUAUGUAGAAGAGGGUGCUGCUGCCAGUUUCCACUCUCCAAAAAUACCCUAUGCCAUUGACGUCAACUGGUCUAAGACCUCCACAAUGUUAGACAUCCCAUCUCUGCUGUACAUCAACCACGUAAUCCCUGCAGAACACAGGGGAAAAUGGAGACAACUCUUCUACAGUGACACUCACGGGGAAAGUUUUGCAACCCUUAUGAAGAGGAUAACAAAGCAAGGGCCGACUGUGAUUAUUAUCAGAGACAAAGAUGGUUAUGUGUUUGGAGGGUUUGCAUCAACAGGCUGGGAGUGUAGACCACAGUUUGUAGGGACCUCAAGAUGUUUCCUGUUUCACCUGUUGCCCCAUUAUGCCAUCUAUUACGCCAGUGGUUACAAUGAUCACUACAUGUAUCUCAACCAGAGCCAGCAGACGAUGCCAAAUGGUCUGGGUAUGGGUGGUCAAAUGGAGCACUUUGGACUGUGGUUGGACUGCCAUUAUGGUCAGGGAUACAGUUAUGCCAAACCUCUCUGCACAACUUAUCAGAGUCCACAGCUUUCUAUGAAGAAAGACUUUGAGAUAGAUCUACUGGAGGUGUGGGGCGUGGGGAAGAAACCUGGAGAGGAACUGGGUGAAGAUGGCCCACAGGAAAAGCAGAGUAUACUGGACGUGGACCCAGAGGCCAAGGCCAUGCUAUCCUUACUGGGCAGGGGUCCUGUCAGCGAGGGUCUCAGAGAGGCCGACCCAGAAGCCUCUAACCCAGAGGAGCAUAACAGAAAUUUUUGAAUCAAAACUCAGAGGACGGAUAGGUGUAAGCAUUACCACGAUGAUUAAAGAAAAACAAGAAGAAUAGAAGUAUUCAAAAGAUCAAAUGGAUACAGUUCAAAUACAGCACAGUAUUAAGGGGUGUAAGGAUUUUACUAAUUAAAAGGUGAAGGGGAAUGAAGGGCUUAUGAAUGUGCCAUUGGUUAAAGAAAUCCGAGAGCACACUGCUGGAGAAAAUAGUUUUCAAUGCAGCUGAGGCGCACCCUUUUGGAGGUUUAUAGCUUUUCCAUGUUUUCAGAUUUAAAUAAAACCGAAACAGAGGGAAUGGAAAACAUGUCAAAGUUUGUGUUUGCUGCAUAUUGGCACAUUUUUAACUGAAACAGGGGAGAAUAUCGUGUUUUAAAAGUAAGAAGUGAGACUAAAUGAUCAAAAGUUGCAUUUAAGCAUAAACGAAAACUUUGCUCUCAAAACUUGACAACCUCAUGUUUCAAUGUUCACAACCUGUCUUGUACAGUGUUAACUUGGUGUAUUUUAAGGGAAUGUGCACAGCUUAAUUAUUUUGUGUUUGUCAACUUUGUGAUAAAUAUAUAAGUUGUCACUGGUAAAAUUUUACAUGCCAUUGUUCAUGUUAAGC